AAAACACACACACAUGCACAUGCAGACGCAUUGAAACACACAGAGUUCCAUGCGGCUCCUGAGUGUUUCAUCGAGACUUUAAAACAGCCUUCCUCCUCUCUGUCCAAACAGAAUCACCUCAGGCGCCAGUGAUCUCCAUGACUCUCCUGUACUGUAUCGUGUUGGUGCUGCUGUGUGUUGUUGGCUCUGGCUCAGCCACUCUUUUUGAAGGCACGGACUAUGGUGGUAUACCCCUGUGGAUUAAUCGCCUAAUAGGUGAGCCCAGCGUGCUUAGUAUACAGGGACGGAUGGAUCGAGCCUGGUUCAGGGCUAACAACCCCCAAGCCUGCCCUCAACAGUGUGAUUGCCCCAUCCAGUGGCCCACUGCGCUCUAUUGCGACCACAGAGGCCUGGCAGAGAUCCCUGAUCCUCUGCCAGAGAGGACUCAAUACCUGUUUUUGCAGGGUAACAAUAUAUCAUCCCUGUCCUCCUCAUAUCUUGCCAACAUUACUGGUCUACGCUGGCUCAUUCUAGACCACAACCAGCUGGAGAGCAACACACUGGACCAGGCCUUCCUACGGAACCAAACCCAGCUGUACUACUUUUUUGCCAACCACAACCACCUGAGAUCAGUUCCCAGUGAACUACCAGUAGGACUCAGGCAGCUUCGUCUGGCCCAUAACCAAAUCAGCAGCAUCAGCCCUGAAACUUUGCAGAAACUGCACAACCUGACAGUACUGCUACUGCAGGGAAACAGACUGAAAACCAUCUCAAAAGGAGACCUCAAAGGUCUUGUCAAUCUGAACCUGCUGGACCUCAGCGACAAUUUGUUCUCAUCCGUCCCCAGACAUUUACCUCCAUCUGUCCAGCAGCUCUACCUGUCCAAUAAUUCCCUCUCUGGGCUGGAUGAAGACAGCUUUGAGGGAUUUCUCCAGCUGAAGUAUCUUCGUCUAAGUCACUGUGGUCUAAAGAGCCAUGUCAUCAACCCUCAGAUCUUCAAUGUCUCCAGCUUGGUUGAACUGGACCUUUCCUAUAACAAACUCACUACAGUUCCCACUGUCCCCACCUCCCUGCAGUACCUCUACCUGGAGGCCAAUAAAAUUCAAGGGUUCAACUUGACGAGUUUCUGCAGAGAGGUUGGACCAAUGUCCUACUCCAGGAUGAAGAUAUUACGACUGGAUGGAAACAAGAUGACCCACCUACAGCUGCCGCCCGACUGGGUCUUCUGCCUGCGAGUGCUUCAGAGUCUUUACAUCUGACUGCGCCCCAUGGAUAUGCAUAAAUUAAAGAAUUACUGUAUGUGACAGGCCAGCCCUGUUUAUUGGUGCAAAGAAAAAAUGUCUGUUAAGCCAAAAACUCAGAAUUAAAGCUAUAAGCCAGAGAGGAAGCUUCUGACUCCUUGUGUCUUAAUGAUGUAGAUUCACUGCCAGGCACUUAGG
This is a messenger RNA of Notolabrus celidotus (New Zealand spotty), 1418 nucleotides long. RefSeq lists its product as uncharacterized. NCBI's taxonomy places the organism in Eukaryota, Metazoa, Chordata, Actinopteri, Labriformes, Labridae. The transcript has 5 exons. Gene Ontology annotation, molecular function: protein binding. The coding region runs from base 138 to 1238 and encodes 366 amino acids. The record is from RefSeq and is a predicted model, not a curated record.